GUCAGUAUUUUUUUAGGGGGUCAAAAAGAAAUAGAAAGGGUGAAAAAUGUUCUGAUCCAAUCGAACGCCGUCCUCGAGGCAUUCGGAAAUGCGAAAACCAAUAGGAACGACAAUUCGUCCAGGUUCGGCAAAUACAUGGACAUCCACUUCGAUUUCAAAGGUGAUCCCAUCGGCGGCCACAUCAACAAAUAUCUGUUGGAAAAAUCGAGAGUUAUACAUCAACAAGCAGGGGAAAGAAACUUCCAUUGCUUCUACCAGCUCCUCUGUGGAGCCAAGGAGGACUCGCUGAAAAGACUGAAACUCUCGCGCGAUUCUCACCAGUAUUUCUACGUCAAGCAAGGCAACUCUGCUAAAGUGAACACCAUCAACGAUGCGACCGAUUAUCGUGAAGUCACGUCAUCCUUGAACACCCUCCAAUUCGCCAAAGAAGACCAAGAUAGUCUCUGGAGGGUCGUAGCUGCCAUUCUGCAUCUUGGCAACGUCGAAUUCGAGGCCGACGAAGACAACCUCGCCCUGAAGCGGUCCGAGCACGUCGACCACGUGGCCGACCUGCUGCACGUGCCGAAGGCCGACCUGGAGAGCGCCCUCUGCGAGCGCGUGAUCGCCACCAGGGGCGAUAUCGUGCGCAAAGGUCACACCGAAACGGAGGCGGCCUUCGGCAGGGACGCCUUCGCCAAGGCCGUCUACGACAGGCUGUUCACGUGGAUCGUCGACAAGAUCAACAGGGCGAUAGCGGUGGACCAGGGCGAAUCAGGGUUUGGGUACAAGAGCUCGUUGAUCGGGGUGCUGGACAUCUACGGAUUUGAGAUUUUCGAUAAUAACAGCUUCGAGCAGUUCUGUAUCAAUUAUUGCAACGAGAAGCUGCAGCAGCUGUUUAUUGAAUUGGUUCUGAAGCAAGAGCAGGAGGAGUACAACCGAGAGGGCAUCGAAUGGACCAACAUUGAGUACUUCAACAACCAGAUAAUCUGUGACCUGGUGGAGGCGCCGCACAAGGGCAUCAUUUCCGUGAUGGACGACGCGUGCAAAAUGACGGCCGAGAAAGUCACCGACGAGAUGCUGCUAGAAGCUAUGGACAGGCAGCUGAAAGGCCACAAGCACUACAUGUCGCGGCAGGUGAAACCAGCCGAGAAGAACAUCAGGCACAAGAUCGACUUCAGAGUGACGCACUACGCCGGCGAUGUCACUUACUGCAUCAUCGGUUUCCUCGACAAGAACAAGGAUACGCUCUUCCAGGACUUCAAGAGGCUGUUGUUCAACUCAAAGGACGCCAGGCUGAAGGAAAUGUGGCCGGAGGGGGCACAACAUAUAUCUGAGAUAACGAAACGACCUCCGACAGCCGGUACGCUCUUCAAAAACUCCAUGCAAGCUCUCGUACAAAACCUUCAAAACAAGGAACCCCACUAUGUGCGCUGCAUUAAACCGAACGAGAUGAAAUCGCCUUCAGCUUUCGACGAACAAAGGGUGCAACACCAAGUCAGCUAUUUGGGCCUUGUCGAGAACGUGAGGGUCAGAAGGGCAGGGUUUGCUUACAGGCAAAGAUACGAUAGGUUCUUGAAAAGGUAUAAAAUGAUCUCGCAGUUCACGUGGCCGAACUUCAGAUCCGGAUCCGACAAAGACGCUUGCAAGGUUAUAAUGGACGAGAACAAUUUCUCGAACGACGUCAAAUACGGCAAAACUAAGCUGUUUAUUCGAACGCCUCAGACCCUGAACGCCCUAGAGCACGCCAGAAAUUUGCUGAUACCCGGUAUCGCCACGCUAAUUCAGAAAACAUGGAGAGGUUAUGUGGCUCGAGAACAAUACAAGCGGAUGAAAGCCCUGCUGACGAUGGUGAAGGUGUACCGACAGAAGAAGAUGAGGGAGUACGUCACCGCUUUGGAAUCGAAAUUCAGGCGGGCCAAAUCGAUGAAGGACUACGGCAAGAGCAUCGUGUGGCCAGCGCCCCCCUUGGCUCUGCGGGAUACGACCAGAAGCUUGAGGCAGAUCUUCAACAGGUGGCGCGCGCAAAUGAUACUGAGCAGAAUACCUCGCAACGAAUGGCCCCAAAUGAAGCUGAAAAUCACCGCUGCCAGCGCCCUAGUCAACAAACGCGCUCGCUACGGCGUCAACCGCAAAUGGGAGGGCAACUACCUCUCCACCCACGCGGAGAACAACAACUACACCGCCUUCAACGAAGCGGUGAACAACCUGCGCAACACGAAGCGCUUCGGCGCUGUCCUCUUCUCUUCCUACGUCACCAAGUUCAACAAGUUCAACAAGGUGGCCGAACGCGUCAUGCUCGUCACCGACCAAUCGGUGUUCAAGCUGGACUGCGAGAAGUUCAGGAACAUGAAAGAGGGCGUGGCCGUCGCGGAUUUGACGGGGAUCAGCGUGAGUCCGGGCGAGGAUCAGCUGAUCGUGCUGCACUGCCCCGGCGGCAACGAUCUGGUGGUGUCGCUGAGGUCGCAGCGGCUGGAGGAUAGGGUGGGAGAGUGCGUGGGGGUGCUGUGCAAUAGAUAUUUCCAGAUAAAGAAUGCUGAGCUUCCAGUAAAAGUAUCCAAAUCGAUUUCUUGUAUGUUGGGUGGCAAACAGAGAAUAAUAAAUAUACAGGUGUCCGCUGCAGAGCAAGCGGCUACCUUUAGGAAAGACGGAAACAACAUUACAUAUCUGCUGCCGUCCAAUUCAUCCAUUCUCGAGAAUGGAAACAAUCACAUCAAGCAGUGA
Messenger RNA from Phaedon cochleariae (mustard beetle), 2700 nucleotides. NCBI's taxonomy places the organism in Eukaryota, Metazoa, Arthropoda, Insecta, Coleoptera, Chrysomelidae. The record is from the annotation of a GenBank genome assembly.